AUGCCUAAUGAUCAUAAAGCUGUGGUGGCAGUUCCUGAGUAUGUUCUAAGCGAAAAGCCUGAAUACACAGUUGAGCCACAGAACGCAGCCGUUGAACGAAGCGAUAAGAGACAAUGCACAGAAGUCCACUCUGAUGAUAACGAAUGUCUAGUGAAAAGAGCCAAUACGUGCUCUCACUACCACUUUAGUCUACCUCACAUGGACCUUUCGCUGAGGCUAGGAUUGACGCUGUUUUCGUACCUUCCAGUUUUGAUAGGAAGGUUGAGCCACACUACACCACUGACUCUUCAUGGUGUUGCAAUGUACCCAUUAGCUGCGGGCCUGGAGCUCGAGCAUGAGAGGAUGAUAUGUUUGCAGCCACAGAGUGGAGAGGUGGUUACCACCGAAGAUCCUUCGUGCUUUGACUGGAUUCGGUCUAAACAUCGGUUUUUCACUUUAGAAGAUGGAGUCGAGCUUCUUGGAAUGAAGUCAGAAAAGGGAGAGUGGCUAUUUGAGUUUCAGCCUGAAGGUGACUUGAUAGCUGUGAAUAACGAUGGACAUGACUAUGUGGUUCCUGGCGAUAUCAUCCAGGGCGUGUACCCAGAUGCAAAUAACGACGAUAAUCCGUGUUUCCAGCACUUUGCAGUUUCACGCAAGAACGUUUAUCUACUCAUGUCUGAUUGUUUGUUGACCAUAGCGCUUGAGGAACUAGCCAGUGCUGAAAUGCCGGUAAAGAGAAUGAGACUUUCGCCAGUGAUGGGUGCCCCUCGAGACCCAAUUGCUGAAGAUGACGUUAUGUCGUUUGUAAGGUGGAGAACUAUAUGUUUGAUGCAUAAUGAUAGAAUGAUGCACUGGGAGUUGCCCAAGUCUAUUGUUCGCCAUGUCAGGUAUAAGAAGCUGCCGAACUUGAUCACCCUUGUGGUGAUGACCACGAAAGCUAUUGUGCUCCGAGACUUUUCACCCAAAGAGCUUCAAUGGGAAGGAGACAGUAUAUCGAUUCCUCGAAAGAAGUACGAUAACGGUCUUCCCAUGCUCUUUAUUUACAAAGACGUUGUGAUUGCUGAAGAGGAUAUUGGAUGCUUUUUGGCUAUCGAUCUCAAAAGCAGACGUACUGAGCGGUUCCAAUGCCAGUUCAUGUCGUCGUCGCUCAGUCCAUUUCCAUUCAGGAUGUUCAAUGACAAUUUAGGUUCGUUCUACUUAUCCCUGGACGAAACCACAUGGGUUUUCAAAUAA
Molecule: messenger RNA, 1212 nt
Organism: Candidozyma haemuli
Lineage: Eukaryota; Fungi; Ascomycota; Pichiomycetes; Serinales; Metschnikowiaceae
Exons: 1
Coding region: 1-1212 (403 amino acids)
Source: RefSeq, a predicted model, not a curated record